GCCGCCUCCGCCGCGGAAGCCCCGGGUGCAGCCUCGGCUGCACCGGUGCGGGCCCCGGGCUCAGCCGCGCGCUCCCGCGGGGCCCCGGCUGUCCGACCGCACGAUGCGCGCCGCGCGGCCGCUCGCGCCGCUCCUGCCGCUGCUGCUGCUGCUCGCGCUCCUGGCCGCGCCUGCCGCCCGCGCCCGCAGAGCUGAGUCCGCCCCGGCGCGGCAGCCCGAGCCCGAGCGCCGACCGCGGCCGUUGCCCGGCCCGGGGCCCGGGAACGCCACCCGGACGGGGUCUGCGGCGCCGGUGGGCGGCGGCGGCAGCUCCAACAGCAGCGGCGACGCCCUGGUGACCCGUAUCUCCAGCCUGCUCCGCGACCUGCCCACCCUGAAGGCGGCCGUGAUAGUGGCGUGCGCCUUCACCGCGCUGCUAAUCGCCUGCUUGCUGCUGCGCGUCUUCAGGUCGGGAAAGAGGUUGAAGAAGACCCGCAAGUAUGACAUCAUCACUACUCCAGCUGAACGUGUGGAGAUGGCCCCACUGAAUGAGGACGACGACGAUGAUGAGGACUCCACGGUAUUUGACAUCAAAUACAGGUAAAAUCUAUUUCCAGCGUGUUGGCAUCCUCUGGAACAUUGGUCAGCUGCAGCCUGGGGUGUGAAGGAUCUGGAAGCUGUCUCGUCUGAGGUGUUGAAACCAAAACAAACAUUGUUGAUGAAACUUUGACACCCUUGCGUGUGUCGAACGAUGGCUCCGAAUGUUACUGCAGGAGAGUCGCCUCUACCACCCUUUGGAUGCCCCUUUAAAAUGUCACCCUUUUCUCCUCAAGAGGGCUUUUGCCUUGCUAAGGGGCAGGGGUAGAAACAUUUUGACUUAAAAAAACAUAAUUUUAAGGUAACUGUUGAUAAAAGUAAAGAGUAAAGUUCAGAAGUUAACAGGAACCUAAAAAACGCAAAAGCCUGAAGGAUAUUCAACUUAGAAUCUCUGACAUUCUGCUCUCCUGGAUCUAUGACAUUCUAGACAUCUGACCUUUUGGUGGUCUUUUGGGCUUGGUCAGAUUUUGGCCUGCUUCUGGUGAUGGCUGUGCGAAAGUUCAAAGUGGAAAUGUUGAGAGAGCUGGCCAGCCCUAGCGAAGCGUAACUGGUGUUUCUGGCUCCUUUUCUUUCCUUUUUCAAAAAAGGGUUCAGCAGAAUCAGGCAUAGCUAGUUCACAAAGAAUUCUGAGCAUCAGGGAAAAACCUAUACGUGCUCAUAUACAGGUGUGUACGUGUGUGUGUGUACGUACACAUAGAAUCAUUUCUCCUUUUCUCGGGGGAAGAAGCAGUACAAGGCAGCCUUUGGUUAGGAACAUCCUCCUUGUUUCUCUGCCCUGUUCUACACUGUUGCUCUUGGAAAUGUAAUUUUAAAAAAUCACCGUGGUGAUUCAGAUGAAUGGGGAUUGGGUUGGCUGGAAAAGGCACAGUGUCAGGGACUGGGUUUGAAGUUGGGUCUAGGCCAGACUGGACUGGGAACCCUGCGGGACCCAGGAGGUUACCGCAGCAAGGCCCCUCCCACAGGGGUGGGUUGGGGGUCGUGGCUUGUUUCAGAGCUUGCAUUGCCCAGACGUCUGCCAGCUUCCAGAAGCAGGGCUGACUUCUCGGGGUUGAUGGAGACCUCGCAUUUUGCUCUUUCCUGGGGGUUGAGAUUAUCUGCUACAACCAAGCUGCUUCUGCUAAAGCUGUUAGCAGUGCCUUUGGGGCCCCGGGACUCUGUUCUUUCUGGAGCGGGGUUUUGCUUUUCUUUUUCUUCUUUUUCUUUUUUUUAAUCCCCUCUCUUCUUUUCUGGCAUUCUGCAAGGUUUGUGCAUUUGCCUGUGGAUGCCUGCACCGUUGGCUUUGGAUGAAAGCUCUGUAGCCUUUGCUGACUCACCUGUUCUCAGAUUCUUGUUUCCUGAGAAGCGCAGUCGGUGCGGCGGGGUCUGGGCGGGGGGGUCCCCGGGUUCCCGAGGCCCCGGCUGUCGGGAAGGCACACUGGCCUCUGCAGGACGGAGGGGUGCCCAGGGAGAUGGCUCGGGGAGGAGCACACCUGCACAGGCGGUUGUCCCUCCACUCCCUCCAGCUCAUGGGUGGUUUCUCUUUCCCUUCUCUCCUCCGCCCUGUUUGCUCCAGGUGCGGGCCUGCUUUACCUCUCCCCUCCACCGGGGACUCAUGGGCCAGAGUGGUGACUCAGUGGGACCGGCCGCCUGGUACCUGGGCGCCCUCCAAACCCUUGGAACUGGAAUCCUGUGUGUGGGGGGAAAGCUCAGUGCUCC
Zalophus californianus (California sea lion) is the source of this 2271-nucleotide messenger RNA. It is a transcript of the gene FAM174B, whose product is annotated as family with sequence similarity 174 member B. The transcript has 3 exons. The coding region runs from base 104 to 583 and encodes 159 amino acids. Lineage: Eukaryota; Metazoa; Chordata; Mammalia; Carnivora; Otariidae. The record is from RefSeq and is a predicted model, not a curated record.